Molecule: messenger RNA, 1781 nt
Organism: Vigna radiata var. radiata (mung bean)
Lineage: Eukaryota; Viridiplantae; Streptophyta; Magnoliopsida; Fabales; Fabaceae
Exons: 2
Coding region: 690-1640 (316 amino acids)
Biological process (GO): lipid metabolic process
Source: RefSeq, a predicted model, not a curated record
AUCACUUUUUCCAUUUCAGAUUUCUUGGCUUAGAUGCGAAUAUGCUUCAUCUUCAUUUGAAUUUUAAAUCUUCAUUUAUAGAAUCUUCAGUGCGGAAUGCGCCGCAGUAUUCGUGUAAAAUGCAAUUGUUUUAUCUUCUCCAACAUUAAACUGUUCUUAUCCAUGAACAAUAUUCUAAAAAAUACCAUGGAUUUGACUUUAUUGAAUAUCCUGAUGCAGGGCAAUUAAUUGCUUGAUUUCCUGACAGAUACUUGAUACUUUCUUUUCUGAUAGUUUCUUGAGUUGCAAUUAGAAGGAACCCAUGGCAUCUGAGAGGGAAUCUUUUGACCUCUCAGGACCUUUGCAUCUGACUAAUGUCUUCUGGUAUGAGAUUGUGGUUUCGUUGGGUAUGGUUGAUGCUGCCACAGUCACAGUCUUGGAACCCAAAAAGCCUUGGCCAUUUAUUCCCUGUCUUUACCAAGAAGAUUCGUCAUGGAACUAUGACCAUGAAAUUUUUCAGAUACCUGUUUUUCUUUAUUAGACUGCGUGUAUUAAAAGCCUAAUACACAUAGGAUAUACCUUUUCCAUGGAGCUUCAAUAUUGAAAAUUCUUAUGAACUCAGUAGUUGUAUGCUAUGAUUUGUGUAUUUGACAUAUCUGGCUCAUACAAAAUAGUGUACCAUCUAACUCAGGGAUAACUCGAAUCAUCGGAUGACAGUUGCUGCUAGUUUGGUCCAAGGUGUUUACAUUCUAGAAAGGGAUAGGCAAGAAAAACGGGAAGGUUCAGAGGCCCUUGCACCUCCUUGGUGGAAAUUCUUCCAAUUUCAGCUGCUCCGUCCGCUUGUAGACGAUGUUGAUUCGUCUCUCUUUGGAGCAAUAUAUGAGUUCAGGCCUUCAAAUUCUCAGCAGAAUGAUACUUUAUAUAGAAGUCCACGUUAUGUGAUUGCCUUUAGAGGAACUCUAACCAAAUCACACUCAGUUUCGCGUGAUGUUGAGUUGGAUAUCCACUUCAUCAAACAGGGCCUUCAUCAAACUUCUCGCUCUGAAAUAGCUAUUCAGGCUGUCCGAAACAUGAUAGAAACUGUAGGUGAUUCAAAUGUUUGGUUGGCUGGACACUCCCUAGGAUCAGCAAUGGCAAUGCUGACUGGGAAAACAAUGGCCAAAAAUGGCAUAUUUAUUGAAUCUUUUCUUUUCAACCCACCAUUUGUAUCUGCUCCAAUUGAGAGAAUCAAGGAUGAGAGAGUGAAACAUGGGAUUCGAUUUGCGGGCAGUGUGAUAACUGCUGGACUCGCCUUUGCUAUGCAAGCCAAGCAGCCCAAGGAUUUAUCUGUUGAUCCAUUUGCUGCUCUGGCUGCCUGGGUUCCAGGUUUGUUUGUGAAUCCAUGUGAUCAUAUCUGCUCGGAAUAUAUUGGGUACUUUGAACACAGAAGAAAAAUGAAUGACAUUGGAGCAGGAGUCAUUGAAAGGUUAGCAACUCAAAAUUCACUGGGUGGCCUAUUGAUGAGUGCAUUUGGAAAGGAAUCUGAACCUCUCCAUCUCAUUCCUUCAGCUUCUCUGACAUUAAACGUUACCCCUUCUCGCGAUUUUAAAGAAGCUCAUGGUAUUCACCAAUGGUGGAAAGCUGACUUGCAGCUAGAACACAAGCUCUACAAGUACACGUAGUUCCUGUACAUAUCUAUUGUGAUACAUGUAACAUGUAAGUUAAUUUUCUAACCCCAUUCAGAGAUCUCAGUAUUAUGUAUUUGUUAUCAAUCGUCUCUCCCUCUUGUGUUAUUUAAAGAGUUUUAAUGAAUUAACCAUCUU